UUCAUUUUUUCAAAGACCACGUCGACCAGCCCAGCAAGUCUCUAUCGCACAUUGCCCCUUCUAAUACACAGCAAAUCGCUACAAGAUGUCUAAGGCGGCGCGGUCAGCCAUUGGCGCCGACCAGGUCGUGAAGCUCAUUGUGGGCGCGGGCAAGGCCACCCCGAGUCCACCGGUCGGUCCCGCGCUCGGAAGCAAAGGUGUUAAGUCUAUGGACUUUUGUAAGGAGUUCAACGCGCGGACAGCACAUAUCAUACCGGGGACGCCGAUGCCAACUCGAGUGACGGUACGCGCAGACCGGUCGUUCUCUUUCGAUGUCCGAACACCCCAGACGUCCUGGCUCCUGCGGAACGCAGCAGACUUGGCUCCCGGCAAGACGGGGAAGAAGAAAGGCGCGAGCCGACCUGGCCAUGAAAUAGUCGGCACGGUGAGCUUAAAACACGUCUACGAAAUUGCGAAGAUAAAACAAUCGGAGCUGCGACUUUCUGGCCUCUCCCUCGAGGGACUCUGCAGGUCCAUCAUAUACCAAACCAAAUCAAUGGGUAUCGCGGUAGUCCCAUAACUGGAGGGUAGGAUCAACUCAACCACCUGACUCCGUCGCCUGGAGCAUCGGAGCGAGCGGCAAGAAGGUUGCCUGCCCGCCUUACAGAGCUUUUACUCCGUGUGUUCGGACAUACAGUGGC
Molecule: messenger RNA, 680 nt
Organism: Durotheca rogersii
Lineage: Eukaryota; Fungi; Ascomycota; Sordariomycetes; Xylariales; Xylariaceae
Product: ribosomal protein L11
Exons: 2
Coding region: 86-559 (157 amino acids)
Biological process (GO): translation
Cellular component (GO): mitochondrial large ribosomal subunit; ribosome
Molecular function (GO): large ribosomal subunit rRNA binding; structural constituent of ribosome
Source: RefSeq, a predicted model, not a curated record